Tetranychus urticae (two-spotted spider mite) is the source of this 1424-nucleotide messenger RNA. It is a transcript of the gene U3-55K, whose product is annotated as U3 small nuclear riboprotein factor 55K. Gene Ontology annotation, molecular function: protein binding; U3 snoRNA binding. NCBI's taxonomy places the organism in Eukaryota, Metazoa, Arthropoda, Arachnida, Trombidiformes, Tetranychidae. The record is from RefSeq and is a predicted model, not a curated record. Gene Ontology annotation, cellular component: small-subunit processome.
AUCGCGCUCUCAAAAAAACCCAGGUGAUGCUAGAAACGAAAAGCAUGCUUUUUGGAAACUCUGGGAAACCCAAAUCUUGUGUAUUUUGAUUACAAUAUUUACAGUUUAAAUACUCUAUUAUUUGCUUUAAAGUUUUACUAAAUUAACUGCCAUGAUUAAAAAACGACAGUUGGAAAAAAAGAAGCAGAUCAAAACUGAUGAUUUGGAUGAUUACAGUGCUUCUGAUGAAUCGGAUGAUCAUGGAGAGGAGGAAGAAGAAGAAGAAGAGUUAGAGGAAACUCCAGCUCAGAAAAGACUGAGGCUAGCCAAGCAAUACCUGCAAGAAUUUUCUACUCAAGAGAAUGAGAAGACCUUUAAAGUUAUCAAAAAAGUAGCCGAUACUUUGACCGGACCGGACCUUGAUAACGUAAAGUUUCUUAAAAAUGGUCAUAAACUGACAGUCACUUGUUUAGCUGUUUCCUCUGAUGGAAAAUUCAUCUAUUCAGCCAGUAAAGAUUGUUCAAUAGUUAAAUGGGAUGCUCAAACAUUCAAACGAGUGAAAACUAUUCCUGGUGAAAGAAAAGGAACGGAAAAUCACGUUGGUCAUACAAAUAUUAUUAAUGCCAUUGCAAUUACUAGUGAUUCUAAAUUUUUAGCUACGGGAUGCAAAAAUUCAAUCAUUAAUAUAUGGAACACGAAUGACAUGACAUUUUUACACAAAUUUACUGGCCAUCGUGGGGAAGUAACUGGCCUUGUUUUCCGUAGAUCGGCUCAUACUCUUUAUAGCUGUGCCGCAGAUAAGCAAGUUAAAGUUUGGAAUGUUGACGAUUUGUGUUAUGUAGAAACUUUAUUUGGUCAUCAAGAUAAAGUGACAUCAAUUGACUGUGGAUUAAGAGAAAAGCCGAUCACUUCUGGUGGUAUUGAUCUCACAGUUCGCAUUUGGAAAAUCGUAGAAGAGUCUCAAUUAGUUUUUCAUGGGCAUGAAGGGUCAAUCGAUAAUGUGAAAUAUAUCAAUGAAGAUCAUUUCAUUUCAAUAGGCGAUGAUGGAAUGAUUUGUCUUUGGGGGAACCACAAGAAAAAACCAUUAUUCUCCAAAAAACUAGCGCAUGGUGAAGAAAAUUCCACACCAAAUUGGAUUGUAUCCUUAGCCACAGCUCAUAGCACAGAUUUAUUUGCUACAGGAUCAAAAGAUGGGUUUAUUCGUGUCUGGAAAUGUUUACCAGGUUUCAAAAAAUUCGAAGAAAUUUUCACCAUUCCUGUGAAUGGUGUUGUUAAUAGUUUACAAUUUGUUCAAGAUGGAGACUUUUUAGUUGCCGCCAUAGGAAGAGAGCAUCGACUUGGUCGCUGGUGGAAUUUCAAAGAAGUUAAAAACUCGAUCAUGGUUAUACCUAUGUUAAAAUUAGAUAACAAUCCUCCUUAAUAUACAAAUAAAUUCUUUUGAUUGA